Antrostomus carolinensis (chuck-will's-widow) is the source of this 1055-nucleotide messenger RNA. Its product is annotated as olfactory receptor 6C74. Gene Ontology annotation, molecular function: olfactory receptor activity; G protein-coupled receptor activity. The transcript has 2 exons. The record is from RefSeq and is a predicted model, not a curated record. The annotation marks the transcript as partial. Lineage: Eukaryota; Metazoa; Chordata; Aves; Caprimulgiformes; Caprimulgidae. Gene Ontology annotation, cellular component: membrane. Gene Ontology annotation, biological process: G protein-coupled receptor signaling pathway.
GCUUAGCAUUGAAAUUGAAUAUUGCUCAGAAAGGCAGUGUAGACUUCAUCUUAGAAACCGGUGAGGAAGAGGAGCAGAUACAGAUGGAGAAUCAAACAUCUGUACAGAGGGAGGAUCAAACAACAAUGAUGCAUUUCAUCCUCUUGGGUGUUACUGAUGAUGAUCAACUCCAGUAUGUGUUCUUUACCAUCCUGUUAGUCACCUACAUCUUGACUGUAACAGGUAACAUUCUCAUCAUCUGGAUCACCCUCAUAAACCAUCAUCUUCAGACUCCCAUGUACUUCUUCCUCAGGAACUUCUCCAUCUUAGAGAUUGGCUUUACCACCACUGUCAUCCCCAAAGCUUUGGCUAACCUUGCUUUAGGCAAAAAAACAAUUUCUUUAAGCGGUUGUCUCACUCAAACUUUUCUCUACUGCAUGCUAGGUACCACUGAGUUUUUCCUGUUAGCUGUAAUGUCCUUUGACAGGUACAUGGCCAUCUGCAAACCUCUACACUAUGUGGCCAUUAUUAAUUCACAAGUCUGCAGCCAGCUGGUGAUUACUGCCUGGAUUGGUGGGGCUAUCCUCAUUCUUCCUCCAGCAGUGGUAUAUUUCCAGAUGCCAUUCUGUGCUUCAAACAUCAUUAAUCAUUUUUUCUGUGAUAGUGUACCAAUGAUUCAGCUCAAAUGCGGAAAUACCAAGGUCCUAGUGUGCAUGACUUUCAUCUCAGCAGUGUUCACUCUACCGGGUAGUCUAGUUAUUACAGCUGUAUCCUACAUCAACAUCAUUAGUGCUGUGGUCAAAAUCGCCUCUGUGGCUGGCAGACAAAAAGCCUUUUCCACUUGUGCCUCUCACCUCAUUGUGGUGUCUAUCACAUAUGGCAGCUGCAUCUUCAUGUACCUCACACCUACCCAGACUGACAGACUGGACCUCAGCAAGGUAGUGUCCAUCUUGAACACUGUGGUUUCUCCUCUACUCAAUCCAUUUAUCUAUAGCUUGAGGAACACACAGUUUCAGGGUGCCUUAAGGGAGAGCAUCAAAUGGAGUAUAAUAAUUUCUAAACACCUAGAAAUUUGA